AUGAUUCCCUGGACACUUGUUGCACUUGCGGCGGCUCUCAGCGCUGCCCUGCUGCUGCCCCAGCCCUCGUGGGCCAGUCCCCUCGAGAACGACACCACGGACAGGCCCCACAUCAACUACCCGGCCCUCUUCAAGGCGUUCCUCGACAUGGGGAAUGCCAUCUUCGGUACCUGGACCCCUGAGGGCUUCACGGACGAGUUCAACUUGCUGCAACGGGACAUGCUUUAUGGAUAGGCGGCUCCUCUAUCUCUCUUUAUUUCUAUAAAGAUGUUGCAUAAGUGUAGCAUGCUGCAUCCAUAAAUAUACCCAGAAACAGAAAGAGGUGUGGGGGCUAGAGACAACAUUAUAAUUAUGCACGCUUCCCUUUUGGCCAAAUCACCCAUCAUAACCACCACGUUUGCUAUUGGCCACACCCUUGUAAAGGGCACUAAUAC
Drosophila obscura is the source of this 434-nucleotide messenger RNA. RefSeq lists its product as uncharacterized. NCBI's taxonomy places the organism in Eukaryota, Metazoa, Arthropoda, Insecta, Diptera, Drosophilidae. The transcript has a single exon. The record is from RefSeq and is a predicted model, not a curated record. The coding region runs from base 1 to 234 and encodes 77 amino acids.